AUGGCAAACAAAAGAAUACGAAAGCUAAUACAAAAUAGCCAAAGACGAUCUACGAGAGAAGAAUCGAGUAAUAGAGGAGUUGAUCAUGAAAAUGAAUCACAAGAUACAACAUCUCAUUCACCAUUAGAGCUACAAAAUGAGGAGGUUAAUGAGCAAGAUGAAAAUGAGAUCAUGUCUUCAUCCCAAGCUCAGAAAAGAAAACGUGGCAAGACUAUUAUGAGAUAUAUUCAUGCAUUACAUCCCGAUCAUAUGCUGGUAGUGAAAUUCAAUGAAAGGGAACAGCCUUACGGUGAUCUACAACCGACUCUUGCAAAUUUUAUUGGGACUAUUGCACGGAAUGGAGUUGUGUUGCCCCUGAGCUUUUUAGAUUGGAGAAAAAUGCCGACAAAUCGCUUGAAUGAUGCAUGGAAACUUGUUACUGCACGUUUCUGUAUCUCCAAUUGCCAUAGAAGAGUUAUAAUGCAAAUGAUGGGGGCUGCGUGGAGAAGGUGGAGGACCGAAGUGAAAGCUACAUCUUAUGAUUCAAAUACUCCACUAGAAGAGCUUGUUGCAAUACAACCCAUUCCUCAUGGCUUGACACUUCAAACAUGGGAAGUUUUAUGUAACUAUUGGAAGUCUACCGAGUCUCAAGAAAAUGGAAGAAAAUCGAGUCGUAUUGAAAUACAACAAUUGAGUCGAAGAAGUAGAAAGAAAGGAGGCGCCCUUAUUGAUAACGAGGAAAUACGAAUUGAGGUUGCUAUUGAAGGUUGGAGCAAAUGCCUUUUGUCGCUUGAAGCAAAUGUCUUUUGA
This is a messenger RNA of Zingiber officinale, 789 nucleotides long. RefSeq lists its product as uncharacterized. Lineage: Eukaryota; Viridiplantae; Streptophyta; Magnoliopsida; Zingiberales; Zingiberaceae. The transcript has 5 exons. The record is from RefSeq and is a predicted model, not a curated record. Bases 1 to 789 code for a protein of 262 amino acids.